Fomitopsis serialis is the source of this 3333-nucleotide messenger RNA. RefSeq names its product kinesin motor domain-containing protein. Gene Ontology annotation, cellular component: nucleus; spindle microtubule. Gene Ontology annotation, biological process: microtubule-based movement; mitotic spindle assembly. The coding region runs from base 162 to 3182 and encodes 1006 amino acids. The transcript is spliced from 8 exons. Gene Ontology annotation, molecular function: plus-end-directed microtubule motor activity; microtubule binding; ATP binding. The record is from RefSeq and is a predicted model, not a curated record. Lineage: Eukaryota; Fungi; Basidiomycota; Agaricomycetes; Polyporales; Fomitopsidaceae.
CCACGAACGGCCCCAAAGGCAAAGACAUCACAAUUGAAACCGCCGCCCCAGUAUCAAGUCUCGGAAUUGUCACCCUCGCACCCACCCGAACCUACCCCUUCGACACUGUCUUUGGGCCUGAAGCCGACCAGGCGCUGGUCUACCACGAAGUCGUGAGCCCUAUGUUAGAGGAGGUCCUAAUGGGUUACAACUGCACCCUGUUUGCAUAUGGGCAAACGGGUACGGGAAAGACCUACACCAUGCAAGGCGAUCUAUCCACCACCCCGAUGGGGAACCCUUCACCGCAAGCGGGCAUGAUCCCGCGCGUCCUCUUCCGCCUAUUUCACCAUCUCGAGUCUUCCGGAUCAGAUUACAGCGUGAAGAUAUCCUAUGUGGAACUCUACAACGAGGAGCUCCGCGACCUCUUAGCCCCCGAACUCGCCGCGCCCGUCGGCUCGACGCAGCCUAUGGGAAUGGGCUCUCAGAAGGACGGCUCGGGACAAGGCAACCUCAAGAUCUUCGAUGACGCAAGCAAGAAGGGUGUCUUUAUCCAAGGCCUCGAGGAAGCAUGCGUCAAGGACGCCGCAGACGCACUCGCGCUGUUGACGAAGGGCAGUCAGCGGAGGCAGAUCGCGGCAACAAAAUUCAACGAUCAUUCCAGUCGUUCUCAUUCCGUGUUCUCAGUCACAGUGCAUACAAAGGAGACGUCCUCAAUGGGCGACGAUUUACUGAAGGUCGGGAAACUCAACCUCGUCGACCUUGCCGGUUCAGAGAACAUCGGGCGCUCGGGCGCAGAGAACAAACGAGCUCGUGAAGCAGGCAUGAUUAAUCAGAGCCUACUCACGCUCGGGCGGGUCAUCAACGCUCUGGUUGAUCGAUCUUCGCAUGUGCCCUAUCGUGAAUCCAAGUUGACCCGACUGCUCCAAGACUCCCUCGGCGGUCGCACCAAGACAUGCAUCAUCGCUACCGUUUCCCCCGCCCGUUUCAACAUGGAAGAAACCCUCUCGACACUCGAUUACGCCAUCCGCGCCAAGUCGAUCCGCAACCGCCCCGAGGUCAACCAGCGCAUGACACGCAACUCCCUGCUCAAAGAGUACGUCGCUGAGAUCGAACGUCUCAAGGCGGACGUCCUCGCCGCGCGCGAGAAGAACGGCAUCUUCUUCGCGGAGGAGCGGUGGAACCAGAUGGUGGCGGACCAGGAGCUGCGCGAGACAGAGAUGCAGGAGGCGCGCAAGCAGGUCGAGGUCGUUGAGAGCCAGAUGCGGAACGUCCGCGAGGAGUUUGAGCAGAGCAUUGCCCUACUGAUGAAGCGGGACGGUGAACUGAAGGAAACACGGGAGCAGCUGCAGGCUACUGAAGGCGAGUUGGAGGUUAAGGAGACCCAGCUCAAAGUCGUGAAGGGUGCAUUGGAGGAGGAGGUCGUGGUUAGACAAGCGCAUCAGACCACGGAAGGCAGACUGGACAAUGUUGCCAGUGGCCUGAAGAAGGUUGCCCAGGAGAGCUUAAGUGACCUUGGCCGUUUACACAACAAGCUCGAACGUAAGACGUCUGUGAUGGACUCCAACACGAAGGCUGUCUCCGCGAACGGCAAGGUCCUCACGACGGAAACACAGGCGCUGUCCACGAGACUGGAUACCUUUAUCAAGACAUCUACAACGCACGUCCAAAGACUACGUGUCGGGUCCGAAGAGUUCCAGACGAAAGAGCGCGAGGCGCUGGCUGCUAUCUCACAACGGAUCAACGAGCAGCUGGAAAAGGUUCGGGAGGCUCUCCAGACAAUCCACUCUCGUGAAGAGGCGUCUACUAGUGCAGUGCAGACAAUACAAAGUGCUGUCGAGGAGACGCAGGAGAGUGUCAAGAAGGGCUUUACUGCGUGGACCGAGGACCUACGGCAACAUUGCGAGGCAACGUGUCAAGAAGCCGAAGCGUCAAGUAUGGCGAGCUGUGCUAGUGUGGAGACAGCGUUCAAAGCUUUGGGAAAUGUCAUCGACACCGUUCUCCGAGAGGCGCAGACAUACGUCGCGACAGAGCGCAAACUGCUGCAGGAAGCCAAAGCUAUGGCUGACAACACCACGAAUGCAGAAAUUCUUCGACUGCAACAACAGAAUGCUUUGCUCACACGGCUGCUCGAAGCCGAGAAGACAAAAUCAGAUCGCGCAAAGGAUGACCUGAUCAAGCGUAUCUCCGGCCUUCUGGGCGACUUCACCGCCGAGCGCGAUCGUAGCCUGAGAGAGGCAUUCUCAGCGAUGACGGAGAGCAAUACGUCUGCUGAGCAGGAGAUGGUGUUGUUGGGCCAGGAGCAUGGUAAACGACUCGAUGAUGUUGUUGGCCGCGGCAAGCAAUGGAACCUGGACUUGGAGAAGCGAGGGGUGGAAGGCAAGCGGACGAGAGACAGUGGCAUCAAGACGAUCAAUGCCGCUCGUACUGUGAUACGCAGUGGCUUGUCCGACGUGCAGAGUUCAGUAUUGAACUCGACGUCUAUCUACACCGAGAGUCUGAAACGUCAGACUGGAGAAUUGGGCGCAACUUGCAGCGAAGCAUUGGAACGUGUUUCUCGAGCGAAGAGGGCGAGGAUCGAAACGACUGAUGCAUUGGCCGCCGAUACACAGUCGACGUAUCGAUACGUCCAGCGUGGCAUUGCGUCGACAUCACGCAACAUCGAAGCUUCGACCAGUAAGAUCGUCGGAGAAAGCUCUGCCUUGGCUACGGCCACCGAUACUUAUAGAUCCUCUGCGAUUGGGCACAUUGCGAGUCUCCGGCAAGCCACACAUUCUCUCAUUCAAGAUGGUAUGAAAGAAGAUAUGGCGACCGGAGCAACCCCGCGAAAACGUAGUUGGAACUUCGAAGACCAGUGGGAGCUUACGAGGAGCAGGGACGUGCUGUUGAAGGAAUGGAGGAGGCGAGGGCACUCUCAAGCCAAGAGCGAGACUUUCCUCGCAGAACAUUUGCCCUUGCCGGACGUCGAGGAGCCUGAAGAAGACCGAGAAGACGAGAUGGUUGUCGACUCGGGAACACCAGAGGAAGUGGAGGAGAGCAUCACGCCGCCCGCUUCGGAACUUGAAGACCUUCCACCACCACAGGUUAAAUCCCUCUCAUCAUCAGCGUCUUCGACAUCCUCCUCUAUACCCCCACCUCUUGCUGGUUUGAAAAAGCCGACGCAGGGAGUUUUCAUGACAAGAGGGACUCGUAGGAUUCAACGAUGAUGCAUGUCCUAUGUAUAGCAUCCUCCACCCGUGUAGCCGUUCUCAUAAUCUUAUGACCCUGUAUUAUAUGUCCGAAUACCACUUCUUUCAGCACCUCUGUAUCGCACUCUGGAGCUGUUCGUUGAGGCCUGAGGCUUUGAGCCCGUGGAUG